Messenger RNA from Fimicolochytrium jonesii, 2540 nucleotides. RefSeq lists its product as uncharacterized. Gene Ontology annotation, molecular function: 4 iron, 4 sulfur cluster binding; catalytic activity; FMN binding. The transcript is spliced from 5 exons. NCBI's taxonomy places the organism in Eukaryota, Fungi, Chytridiomycota, Chytridiomycetes, Spizellomycetales, Powellomycetaceae. Gene Ontology annotation, biological process: wybutosine biosynthetic process. Bases 111 to 2444 code for a protein of 777 amino acids. The record is from RefSeq and is a predicted model, not a curated record.
CAUUCUUUUCCUUUGCAGCUCAUAUAAAAGAGUGCGAGCAGCAGAGAGCAACUCUGGAGCAAUAACCUGCAGUGCUUCGCGUAGUGGAGCCGUUCGAACCCUUUCUAGCCAUGUCCGUCAUUAUCUCCACCUUGAGGCACCCGGCCUCCUUGGCGUUGACUGCCGUGUUUUUGUCCUGGUGGCUUUAUACAACCGUUAACUCGAACCGAACCACCCCAAGGGCUCCUUCAGAAACCCCCAAAGAAGUGGGAGAGGAUAUAGUUGAGAAGGAAAAGGUUGUGGUCAGUUCCGCUAAAUUGGCAGCACAAGACGCUCGCAAGCGUCGUAAGCAGCGUAGAGACGAAAAGAAGGCAGCGGCGAAAGGUUGUUGCCAAACCGGCGAGGAAGAGAGCAAUGGGACUGGCUGUUGCUCCACCGGCGGAGAGAAGGCAGAUGCGGGCUGCUGCAAGACAGCGCCCGCAUCGGUCACCGAGACCCCGGCGGUCACACUUGCAGAGCUUGGUGAGGACACCGACGUGAAGAAGACGACGUUGAAGAUCAUUUACGGCACGCAGACUCGCACAUCCCGUGCGCUAUCCUAUCGUCUCAAGGAGCUUGUCGAAGCUUCCAUCCCCCUGAUCAAAGAUGUGCAAGUGAUCAACAUCGCCGACUACGAAAACGAGGAUCUGUUGACCGAAAAGUCGCCCGUCGUCUUUUUCUUGUCCACGUACACAGAAGGCACGCCGACAGAAGAUUGCUCGUGGUUUUAUCAGUGGCUGGAGGACGUGCGGUAUGACCACAGAGUCAACAAGCAGUGCAUGAAGGGAUUGAAGUUUGCGGUGUUUGGAUUGGGCGAUUCGGUUUACACCGACCAUUAUUGCACCGUUGCGAAGGUGGUGGACAAGUAUAUCGGAGAGCUGGGCGGACGCAGGAUGGCCCCUUUGGCGUUCGGGGACAAGAGCGAUGACACAGAAGCGCAGUUUCUCAAAUGGACAACACUAUAUCUGAGCCGGUUGUUGGGCGUGGCUAAUCAUCUGUCCGUCGCAGAUGAAAUGGAGUUUGCGGACGCUGAUGUCUCUGGGGACGAAGAGGACGAGGAGGAGAGUGCCGAUGAGGAGGAUGGUGACGCUGCUGCUGGCGGCAGCGGUGACGAACUCAUGGAUCUGGAGGAUAUGGGCGCGAUGGCGUCCAAGAUCAAAGAUGCGAAAACCAGAAAAGCAGACGAGGAAUCUGCUUUCAAGGCCUCCAAAGGCUUCAAAGGCUCCAAAGGCACCGAAACCGAAGAAGUACGACCAGAAAGAGUCGCGAAGGAGAUGGUUACCCCCAUGUUGCGGAAAUCCCUCGAGAAGCAGGGAUAUAAGAUCGUCGGCACUCACAGUGGUGUGAAGAUCUGUCGCUGGACUAAAGCGAUGUUGCGGGGUCGUGGCGGAUGUUACAAACACACGUUCUACGGGAUUGAGUCGCACAGGUGUAUGGAAACGACACCCUCCCUGGCCUGCGCCAAUAAAUGUGUCUUCUGCUGGCGUCAACACACCAAUCCCGUUGGUACGGAAUGGAGAUGGAAGCAAGACGACGCGCUGGAGGUCGUAGACGGAGCGAUGGAAGGUCAUUACAAGAUGAUCAAGCAACUGAAGGGUGUGCCCGGUGUCAAGGCGGACCGGUUCGAGGAGGCAUUCACCAUCAAACACUGUGCUUUGUCGCUGGUCGGCGAGCCAAUUAUGUACCCCCAAAUCAACGAGUUCGUUCAGAUUCUGCACUCCCGGAACAUCAGCUCAUUCUUGGUGACCAACGCUCAAUUCCCUGACGCCAUCGAUGCGCUAGUGCCGGUGACCCAACUUUAUGUGUCCAUCGAUGCCGGUACCAAGGAAGAUCUGAAGAAGAUUGACCGCCCUCUGUUCAAAGACUACUGGGAGCGGUUCCUAGCCUGUCUUGACGCACUUGGCAAAAAGGGCCAACGCACAGUGUACCGCCUCACCCUCGUCAAAGACAAAAACGACACCACCAUGGACGACUACGCCACCCUCAUCGCCCGCGGCAACCCAGAUUUCAUCGAAGUCAAAGGCGUAACCUACUGUGGCUUUUCCGGCGCAUCGCACCUGACCAUGAAAAACGUGCCCUAUCACCAUGAAGUGCUGCAAUUCUGCAAAAACCUCUGCGACAAGCUCGGCGACGACAAGUACGCUGUUGCGUGUGUUCAUGAACACUCUUGCAGUGUCUUAAUUGCCGACAAGACCCGCUAUUACAAAGAGGGCGGGUGGUGGACGUGGAUUGAUUAUGAUCGGUUCUUUGAGCUGGUUAGGGAUGGCAAGGAGUUUACGAGCUUGGAUUAUAUGCAGAGGACGCCCGACUGGGGUGUGGUCGGGAAUGAGGCGGCCGGGUUUGAUCCGGCGGAGACUAGGUUCCAUAGAAAGAGUAAGAAGACUGCCAUUGUGGAGGUUGCGCAUGAGGAAACGGCGGGACGGUAGUUGGCAGGGCGUAGGUUGAGGUGGUUUGUGGUUUGAUCCACGCGUAUGGCGACUGCGAGUGUUUUUCACAGAUUCACGUGAAAUGAUGUAUUUAAC